GGAUUAUAUAAUGGCAACCACUGCUUGUUUCAUCAUUGUUAGCAGAAAUGAUAUUCCUAUUUAUGAAGCUGAAGUUGGAGUAGCUGCUAAAAGAGAAGAUGCUGCUCAGCUGCAUCAGUUUAUCCUGCAUGCUGCUCUCGAUAUUGUUCAGGACCUAGCGUGGACUACUAGUGCUAUGUACUUGAAAUCGGUAGAUAGGUUUAAUGAUCUGGUGGUCUCAGUGUAUGUCACAGCUGGUCAUACCCGUUUUAUGUUGCUUCAUGACUCUCGUAAUGAUGAUGGCAUUAAGAGCUUCUUCCAAGACGUGCAUGAACUUUACAUAAAGACACUUCUUAAUCCCCUGUACUUGCCUGGCUCCCGGAUCACAUCAUCACAUUUUGACACAAAAGUCCGAGCUCUUGCACGAAAAUAUUUGUAGAGUCCAUCAGCUAGCUCAUAUAGCAGCGAGUCUGGAUCUGACCCCUACCUUGUUCGUUUAUCGUUGUUACUCCCUACAAUAUUUGACGGCAAGGUUAGGUUUGGUGGUUCCCUGAAAUGUGUUUGUACACAAGUCAUUAGCGGAAGAUGGCUAUGUUUGUUUGCUAAGGAAGAGUGAAGUUAUGUUGACAAAUGCUGUUGGAUUGCUAGUGCUACAAUUUGUAAUACAUACUAAUCAAUCUUGUACUUUAUGAUCAAAUCUUGUACACACUAAUCAAAUAUUUUUUGUUAACAUUGAUUUCAAAAAUAUUAUAGGCCAAUAUUACUAUAGUAUAUUGGUGCUUUCUCAAU
Messenger RNA from Arachis ipaensis, 768 nucleotides. RefSeq lists its product as uncharacterized. NCBI's taxonomy places the organism in Eukaryota, Viridiplantae, Streptophyta, Magnoliopsida, Fabales, Fabaceae. The record is from RefSeq and is a predicted model, not a curated record. Gene Ontology annotation, biological process: endoplasmic reticulum to Golgi vesicle-mediated transport.